Molecule: messenger RNA, 1287 nt
Organism: Exserohilum turcica Et28A
Lineage: Eukaryota; Fungi; Ascomycota; Dothideomycetes; Pleosporales; Pleosporaceae
Exons: 5
Coding region: 43-1287 (414 amino acids)
Biological process (GO): proteolysis
Molecular function (GO): zinc ion binding; metallocarboxypeptidase activity
Source: RefSeq, a predicted model, not a curated record
AUACACCACUCCACUCGCCUCCGCUGGCCUGCAUUCUUCAUCAUGAAGGCUACCAUUCUUACCUCGGCGCUUCUCCUCUCCUCGACUGCCCUGGGCACCGUUGUCCCCAGGGCUGGCAAGAAGGUCGACUACAAUGGCUUCAAGGUCUUGCGCGUAACUGCCACGGACAAUGUCAAGGACCAGGUUGAGAGUCUGUCGGCCCAUGUUCUCAACCCUGGCAAGUCGGCCGAGAUGGAUGUAGUCGUUGCGCCUGAAAACGUCGAGGCCUUGACUGCAUUGGUUGCCGAGAGCAAGGUGCUCAACAACGAUGUUGGUGCUGCUCUCAAGGAAGAAGGCGAGAUGGGUGUUUAUGCUGUCCCCAGCGAGUCAUGGUUCACAGCAUACCACCCAUAUGCCGACCACAUUCAGUUCCUGCGCGACCUGCAGGCCGGCUUCACUGGCCAGUCUGAGAUUGUCAAUGUUGGAACUUCUGUCCAAGGCCGAGCUCUGACGGGUAUCCACAUCUGGGGUAGCGGCGGCAAGGGCUCCAAGCCUGCCGUUAUUAUCCAUGGAAACGUGCACGCACGAGAGUGGAUUACCUCGAUGACUACCGAGUACUUUGCAUGGCAACUCCUGACAAAGUACUCGUCGGACUCGAGCAUCAAGGCGCUCGUCGACAAGUUUGACUUUUACAUUACCCCCAUUGUCAACCCCGAUGGCUUCGUCUACUCGCAGACCACCGACCGUCUCUGGCGCAAGAAUCGCCAGACAGUCAGCGGCAACUCGUGUGUCGGCCGCGACAUCAACCGCAACUGGCCCUACAAGUGGGAAGUCACCGGCGGCGCCUCCACCAACCCCUGCGCCGAAACCUACAAGGGCCUUGCCCCCGGCGACGCUCCCGAGCUUCAAGGCGUAAAAGCCCAAGUCGACGCUCUCAAAGCAUCGCGCGGCAUCCGUCUUUACCUCGAUGUGCACUCCUACGGCCAAUACAUUCUCUGGCCCUACGGCUACGACUGCAGUCUGCGCGCCGAAAACGACGCUCAGCACCGCAGCAUCGCCACGCGCGCCGCCUCGGCCAUCCGCGCCGUCUCCGGUACCGCAUACACCAUUGGCCCCAGCUGCGCUACCCUCUACGCCACUACGGGCUCCUCAACUGAUUACACCGACGUCACGGGUAAUGCUACCUACUCGUACACGUACGAACUUAGGGACAAAGGUACUUAUGGAUUUACCCUGCCGGCUGCCCAGAUUCGACCUACGGCUGUGGAGACGUGGGCUGGUGUCGUGAGUAUGCUGCAGGAUGCUUAG